Phyllostomus hastatus (greater spear-nosed bat) is the source of this 4191-nucleotide messenger RNA. It is a transcript of the gene WDR17, whose product is annotated as WD repeat domain 17. Gene Ontology annotation, molecular function: protein binding. NCBI's taxonomy places the organism in Eukaryota, Metazoa, Chordata, Mammalia, Chiroptera, Phyllostomidae. The record is from RefSeq and is a predicted model, not a curated record. Bases 172 to 4113 code for a protein of 1313 amino acids. The transcript is spliced from 31 exons.
AAUGCUUAGAUAAAGCACACUGCCAAGUGCAUGGAAGGUACAACUUAAGAAUGAUAGAAGUUGAAGAGAUUGAUCUCGGUCAGUAGGAGAUACCAGAGGCUGAGCUGAAAGUCUUUCUGCUAAUUCAUCUUCACCGUUACUGGAUUAAGUGCCGAGCAGUAGAAACACCCUAUGGCUUGGAUGACUCGCGUGUCACAUUGGUUUGAGCAAGAUGAUUGGUAUGAAGGACUACAAAGAACAGGCAUGUCGCGGGUGCGGCAGGUGGGGCUGCUGGCCGCCGGCUGUCAGCCAUGGAACAAGGACGUGUGCGCGGCCAGCGAGGGCAGGUUCGCCUACUGCGCCACCCUGGCCGUCUACAUUUACCAGUUGGACCAUCGUUACAAUGAAUUUAAACUUCACUCCAUCAUGUCUGAACAUAAAAAAACCAUCACGGCCAUCUCGUGGUGCCCACAUCACCCCGACCUGUUCGCCAGCGCCAGCGCCGAUAACUUAGUGAUCGUCUGGAACGUCGCAGAGCAAAAAGUCAUUGCUAAACUCAACAACACAAAAGGGAUACCCGCCUGUCUGAGCUGGUGCUGGAACGCGGGCGACGCCGUGGCCUUCAGCUCCCGCAGGGGCCCGCUGUUCGUCUGGGCCCUGUCGGGGCCCGAGAGCGGAGUGGCCGUGCACAGGGACGCGCACGGCUUCCUGUCUGACAUCUCUGUGUUCCGGUGGCACACCCAGAAGAAGGGCAAGGUUGCCUUCGGCCAUAUGGACGGGAGUCUGUCGAUUUUACAGCCAGGCAAUAAAAGCCAGAAGCACGUGCUGAGGCCCGAGUGCCUCGAAGGGCCGGACGAAGAGGACCCGGUCACAGCCCUGGAGUGGGACCCGCUGUCCGCCGACUACCUGCUGGUGGCGAAUUCGAACUACGGAAUCCGGCUGGUGGAUUCGGAAUCGCUGUGUUGCAUCACCACGUUCAACUGCCCCGGCGCGGCGGCCUCGGUGCACUGCUUGGCCUGGGUCCCCAGUGCCCCCGGCAUGUUUGUCACCGGAGAUUCUCAAGUAGGCGUUUUACGCGUUUGGAGUGUUUCCAGAACAACCCCUAUCGAUAAUUUCAAAUUGAAGAAAACAGGAUUUCACUGCUUACAUAUACUCAAUUCUCCUCCAAGAAAAAAAUUUUCCCUGCGGCCCCCCACCAAGAACCACCACACGUCCUCCACCAGCGAGGCGGCGCCCCCCGCGCUGGCGCGGGGCCGGGCCUUCUGCCUGCCGCCCGGCCACGCCCUGUGCUGCUUCCUGGACGGGGGCGUCGGCCUGUACGACCUGGGGGCCAGGCAGUGGGACUUCCUGCGCGACAUGGGCCACAUCGAGACCAUCUUUGACUGCAAAUUCAAGCCUGGCGACCCCAGCCUCCUGGCCACCGCGUCCUUCGACGGCACCAUCAAAGUGUGGGACGUGAACACGCUGACGGCAGUGCACACGUCCCCGGGGAACGAGGGCGUCAUCUACUCCCUUUCGUGGGCUCCAGGUGAUUUGGAUUGCAUCGCUGGAGCAACUUCCCAAAAUGGUGCUUUUAUUUGGGAUGUCAAAAAGGGCAAAAUGGUACAGCGCUUCAAUGAGCAUGGAAAAAAUGGAAUAUUCUGCAUUGCCUGGAGUCAUAAAGAUUCCAAACGAAUAGCAACCUGCAGUGAGGACGGCUUCUGCAUCAUUCGAACCAUCGAUGGCAAAGUGCUCCACAAGUACAAGCACCCGGCCGCGGUAUUUGGCUGUGAUUGGAGCCAAAACAACAAGGACAUGAUCGCCACGGGCUGCGAGGACAAGGACGUGCGUGUGUACUACGUGGCCACCAGCUCGGAGCAGCCGCUGAAGGUGUUCAGCGGGCACACCGCCAAGGUGUUCCACGUGCGCUGGUCUCCUCUCCGGGAGGGCGUCCUCUGCAGCGGCUCCGACGACAGUUCGGUUCGGAUCUGGGAUUACACUCAGGACGCCUGCAUAAAUGUCCUCAGUGGGCACACCGGUCCUGUGAGGGCGUUAAUGUGGAACCCCGAGAUCCCCUACCUGCUCGUGUCCGGCAGCUGGGACUACACCGUGAAAGUAUGGGACACGCGAGACGGGACUUGCUUGGACACCGUGUGCGACCACGGCGCGGAUGUAUACGGCCUGGCGUGCCACCCCGGCCGGCCCUUCACCGUGGCCUCCUGCUCCCGGGACUCCACAGUGCGGCUCUGGUCCCUGGCCCCCCUGGUCACUCCCCUGCAGAUGAAGAUCCUGGCCGACCGGCCUUGGAAAGAAAUCAUCGGGAACACUGAUUACGCCCUGCUGCAAGGCACUCCGCCUGUCCUGUGUGGCAAAGUGUCCAGAGAUAUCAAACAAGAGAUAGAGAAGCUCCCCGGCAAUCCUCGGGUGGAAAAACUGAGGAGGUUUUCAGAAUGCUUUUCACCUCCAGGUGGCAGUGACAAUCUGUGGAACCUGGUCGCUGUGAUAAAAGGACAAGAUGACAGCUUGCUCCCUCAGAACUACUGUAAAGGCAUCAUGCACCUGAAGCACCUGGUCAAAUUCAGAACGUCGGAAGCCCAAGAACUGACCACAGUCAAGAUGUCCAAAUUCGGGGGCGGUAUCGGUGCUCCGACAAAAGAGGAGAGACUGAGGGAAGCCGCCGAGAUACACUUGAGACUAGGACAGAUCCAGAGAUACUGCGAACUGAUGGUCGAACUUGGAGAGUGGGACAAGGCCUUGGCGGUCGCACCCGGCGUCUCUGUGAGAUACUGGAAGAAGUUAAUGCAGAGGAGAGCUGAUCAGUUGAUCCAGGAAGAUAAGGAUGAUGUCAUCCCCUACUGCGUAGCCACCGGGGACGUGAAAAAACUAGUCGCUUUCUUCCUGUCCCGGGGCCAGCUGAAGGAAGGCCUGCUCGCCGCCCAGGCUGCCUGUGAGGGGAACAUGCAAACCGUCCAUGUUUCUACACCCAAAGGACCUUCUUGCCCCGACGAUUCCUACAAGGAAGACUUCAAUGAACUCCUGCACACGGUGAGCGAAGAGCUGGCGGAACGGUACCUGCGGGACGGCAGGGCGGUCCUGGCCGCGUGCUGCCACCUGGCCUCGGACGACAUUGAGCUGGCGAUGGCCUCCCUGAUCCGCGGGAACGAGCUGGAGCUGGCCGUCUGCGUGGGCACAGCCCUGGGGGAGGCGGCCGCCCCCGCAACCCACUGCGCCCUGGAGUUACUGGCGAGGAAAUGCAUGAUGAUUCCGAUGUGCUUUCCAUCUGAUGAAUACAGGAGCUUGGCGGCCGAUCUCCUCCUGAUGAUUCCCGAUAACGAGCUGCAACUAGUGAAGCUCUGUGCUUUCUACCCAGGCUGCGCGGAGGAGAUCAACGACCUUCACGAGAAGUGCAAGCUCCCCACUGUAGAGGAGUGUCUGCGCUUGGCGGAGGCAGCCCGGGUGGGCGGCGACGUGCUCGAAACUGUGAAGUAUUACUUGUUAAGUCAAGAACCUGAAAAAGCCCUUCCAGUUGGCAUUGACUUCAUCAAAGAGUACAUCCAGAGUUCAGAUUGGACUCUGGAUACCAUUUAUCCCGUGCUUGACCUGCUGAGUUAUAUCCGUACUGAAAAGUUACUCCUGCCCACAUGUACCAAAGCUCGAAAUGAGUUGCUCGUGCUGUGUGGCUAUGUGGGCGCGUUGCUGGCGAUCAGGAGGCAGUACGAGAGCAUUGUGCCGGCGCUGUACGAGUACACGAGCCAGCUGUUAAAACGUCGGGAGGUGUCUGUGCCUUUAACGAUUGAACGCCUUUCCGAGGAACUGGACGCGUGGAGAGCGUGCGUGCAGUCCGCCAACCCAUCAUCAGAGGCCUCCCCAUAUGCACCCCCUUCUGAGUCUCAGAGGACGGUCUACGCAGCUCUACGGAAGAGACUGAGGGAGGAGCCUCGCAGAGGACUCACAGGCCCGGGCCACGUGCCCGGCUCCCACCUGCCCAGCCACUCCGACGGCCACGUCUCCUGCCUCACGGGCUCCAAGAUCCAGGGCCCCGUGUGUCUGCUGGAAGACGGCAAGUCCGCCAUCUCGCUGAACGACGCUUUGAUGUGGGCCAAGGCGAACCCUUUCUCACCCUUGGGGACCGGAGUUCGACUCAACCCAUUCUGAUGGGGGGGGCCUUUCCUCCAGGCUUCCUUGUUUUUUUUUUUUUGAAGACCUUUUAUUGGCUAGGACACCUUUGUUGCC